Messenger RNA from Diuraphis noxia (Russian wheat aphid), 2543 nucleotides. RefSeq lists its product as uncharacterized. The record is from RefSeq and is a predicted model, not a curated record. NCBI's taxonomy places the organism in Eukaryota, Metazoa, Arthropoda, Insecta, Hemiptera, Aphididae.
ACGGUGUCUUUGUCGAGUCGACAUCAUCCGAUCAUCGUGUUGUCCGCGAAGGCGGCCGUGAAUUGUGAUUCCAGAAUUAUUCUGGAUUUUUGGAGAGUCUGAAACCAGCUGAGUCGUUAAUAGAGAUUAUAUAUUUACCAUUUAACUUAUUAAAUUGUUGUUAUUUUUUAUGUCAUUAUUAUAACCACAUUAGUUUCUACGCAUGCCUGUGCGUAGAAAUUGGUGUAGUAAUUGACAAUUUUUAUUACCGAUUAGCAUGUAAAUAGUAAAAUUCAACCCAACGGCAGCCUGCAGGCGAUCGAGCAAUGAGUGACGAUGACAUUAUUGACAGCACAACAUACAAUAAUUCUGUAAAUAUUACUGUUGUCAUCGUCAAGUGACUCGUUAGUCGUUAACUUGUAUCUUCUCGUCUCUCGAUUUUUCGACGUAGUCUGACAUCCGACACGACCGACACUCCGCAACGUCGGCGUUACAGCCGUUUUUGUAAUAUGUGCUGUGCAGUAACCCGAUAAAUUUAUCGCCGGAUGCCGCCAUCCGGUCUCCGACGACGUCAAACUUGAAAAUAUGUGAUGUCGCAUUGUCGAGUUGGGCGAAUGCCAGAUUAAUGUUAAUCAAGACUGAACAAAAAUGUAUGAAUAUUGAAAUAAAUUUAGUCAUGGCAAUUAAAUACAAUGUUUCCAGAGUUGUAUUUUAUGUCAAAAACUCAAUUCAAUACUUUUUAAUCUAGUCCUUAUAAAUAAUAUACAAUUAAUACAAUAUAAGUUAUCCAUCUACAUAGUUAUGUGAUUUAUAAAAAUGCCCAGAAGACCAUUGACAGAUGAACAACGAGAACAAUCUAGAAAACGUCGAUUAGAACGUGAUCGUGAACGACAACGAAAAAGACGUUUAGAUCCAGAGUUGAGAGCAAUUGAACGAGGAAAAAACACAAUUGCUAAAAGAUUAUCUAGAUCUAAAGUGCUUAAUGGUGAUAACAUUAAUAAAUUAUAUUCAGAAGCUAAUAUUGAUUGUAGUAGAAUGACAUCAAUGUUAGAUAACGAAGAUAUUAUAGGUUUAAAAGAUCUCAAUCGAUUAAAAAAAGAAAGAGAUAAAGAAAGACAACGUCAAAGAAGAAUGGAUCCUGAAUUCCGUGCUAAAGAACGUGCAAGAAAUAGAAUAUUGAAAAGAAUUGCUCGACAAAAAAGUUAUUAUACUUUGGAGGUAGUAAAUUGUGAAUGCUGUGGAGAACCAAUAGAAAGUGACCAUGUAUGUUUUUCCAACAUAUUAUCAGUUGAACUCCACGAAAUUGAUAUUUCCCAUAGUACUAUAAAAAAGUUAUGAAUGAUGAUUAUCUUUUUUUUAUUUUAUCAAUAUUUAAAAUUUUAUUUUCUCACAAUUUUUUUCAAAUUUUCUCAAACAUCUUAAUUUGAAAGUUGAAUCAUACUAAAAUUACCAUUUUGUUUUAUGUUUUUGUUUUUAUCUUGUCUGAAUAACUAUUUAGUAUGUAUUAUACAAUUAAGUGUGUAUUAAGUUUAAAUGAAACAUUAUGUGAUAUCACACGAAAACCUCACAUUAUAUUUUACAAUUAAUAGUUAAUUGUAUCUGAAUGUGUGUUAUAAAUAGAUCAACUUUAAAUGUUUUUGUUAACAGUACACCAUACGUAACUGUUAACUAGAAAUUGUAACUAGAAAUUUGGACGUUAAUAACUUAAAAUUAAAAUUAUUAUUAUUAAAAUUAAAUAUGCUUAAACAGCUUAACACGUUGACUUUGUUUUGAUGCAUAUUGACAUCCAUAGAGUUGUUCAUUGACACAUUCAACUACACCAUUUGGCGUCAAACAUACAUAAUGUGAUGUAAAUUGUUAAUUAUUUUGUAUGUGUAGCUGAAAUGUAUAUGAUCAUUGCCUAGCAUAAUUAAAUUGAUAUUUAUAAAUAUGAAUUCAUGAUAUUAUGCGGUUCAAAACUACAACCAUUAAACGUUAUAGGCGCAAACAUGUUAAAUAUUUUGUUUAAAUUUCUAUAGAAAUAAAAUUUCAUACAUAAAAAGGUUCUUCUAAAUUGAAAGUAUUAAUAUUCAUCAAAAGUAAAACAAUAUCUGUAGAUAUUCCUAAUUUAAAAUAUUUUUUGAUUAUCAUAUUAUAUUCAUAUUUGAGUAUACUUAUUUCGUUAUGAUGAAAAAAUUGCAGUUUAAAAAAAAACUUUGUAAACAAAAAAUCAAAAUAUAAAUGUAUAAUUUGAAUGUACUUAUUAUUUAAUGCUUAUAGAGAUKCUAACAAAUACUAAUAGUUUAAUUUUACCGGCCAAAUUUUAUAACAAGGUACACAACACCAAUUGGUAUUAUUCACCAUAUGUAAAUGAUGUUAAAUGAAGCCAUUUGGUGUCAUCUACAGUACACAUGUUAAGAAAAACAUGACUUGGAUUUAUAAUUUAUUUUCAAAUGUUACUUAAUGAUUUUUAUUUUAAAUUAAAUAAUCUAUAAAACACUAUUUUUAAUAUAUCAUUAUUACUUUAAAUAUAAUGUCCAAAUUCUAGAUAAUAUAUCGAAAUUAUUACAUAUAUAACUAUUUCA